Molecule: messenger RNA, 561 nt
Organism: Blepharisma stoltei
Lineage: Eukaryota; Ciliophora; Heterotrichea; Heterotrichida; Blepharismidae
Source: the annotation of a GenBank genome assembly
AUGAAAAAAUUAAACGAAGAAGAUGCUCUGCUAAAUCGACUCCUCUACAAAGAAAGUCCUGCAUUACGAAAUUUUGCCAUAAAAUGUUUAGAGCUCGGCCACAUAGUUGAUUUCAAAAAUAUUCAUCCAAGCCAAAGUGAAAAACUCUUAAACGACUUAAAAGAAGGCAUCAAAGAGCUCGAAUAUAUCGCAGAAAAAAGAGAAUUGUCCCACUAUUCCUAUGAUGCUGACUGAAACUAUCUAAUCUCACAAACAGAUGCUUUACAAAGCAAAAUAGACAGCUACAAACAAGAAAUCCAAGCCUUAAAAGAAGAAUACUCCCACGAAAAAUCCUUAAGAUCCAAUUUAAUUGAAUAUGAAGAAGAAGCCCGAGCUAUCAACAAACUGCCUACCUGUGAAGAAAUUGACAGCGCAAUUGAGAAAAUCAAGCACGAAAUCGAAAGCACAGACAAAAAAAUCCUUCACUACGUAGACGUCAUGUCUCAGAUUUCCUCACAGUCAAAGUCUCUUUUUCCCACCUUGGAAACGUUGCAAGCUUUAAAUAACCAAAUUAAUUCAUAA